CAACAAAUGCCCAACAGCAGCUCCAUGGCCCAGUUCCUCCUGCUGACAUUGUCAGAAAGGUGGGAACAGCAACUGAUGCACUUCUGGCUCUUCCUGGGCAUCUCCCUGGCUGCCCUCCUGGGCAACGGCCGCAUCCUCAGCGCCGUAGCCUGCGACCAGCACCUGCACACCCCCAGGGACUUCUUCCUGCUGCACCUCUCCCUCACAGACCUGGGUUGCAUCUGCACCACUGUGCCCAAGGCCAUCCACAACUCCUUCUGGGACACCAUAACCAUCUCCUACACAGGAUGUGCUGCACAGGCCUUUUUCUUUCUGUUCUUCAUCACAGCAGAGUUUUCCCUCCUGACCAUGAUGUGCUACGACCACUAUGUUGCCAUCUGCAAACCCCUGCACUAUGGGACCCUCCUGGGCAGUAGAGCUUGUGCCCACAUGGCAGCAGCUGCCUGGGCCACUGGGUUUCUCAAUGCUCUGCUGCACACAGCCAAUACAUUUUCCCUGCCCCUGUGCCAGGGCAAUGCCCUGGGCCAGUUCUUCUGUGACAUCCCACACAUCCUCAAGCUCUCCUGUUCACACUCAGGCUACCUCAGGGAACUUGGGUUCAUUGUGGUUAGUGUGUGUUUAUUGUUUGGUUGUUUCAUUUUCAAUGUGUUCUUUUAUGUGCAGAUCUUCAGGGCUGUGCUGAGGAUCCCCUCUGAGAAGGGACGGCACAAAGCGUUUUCCACGUGCCUCCCUCACCUGGCCGUGGUCUCCCUGUUUAUCAGUACCUCAUUCUUUGCACACCUGAAGCCUCUCUCCUUCUCCUCCCCAUCUCUGGAUCUGACCCUUCCAGUUCUGUACUCGUUGGUGCCUCCAGCCCUGAACCCCCUCAUCUACAGCCUGAGGAACCAGGAGCUCAGGGAUGCCCUGUGGAAACUGGUAACUGGGUGUUUUUUGCAAACAUGGAUCAAGUGA
This is a messenger RNA of Empidonax traillii (willow flycatcher), 951 nucleotides long. RefSeq names its product olfactory receptor 14I1-like. Gene Ontology annotation, biological process: G protein-coupled receptor signaling pathway. Gene Ontology annotation, molecular function: G protein-coupled receptor activity; olfactory receptor activity. The transcript has a single exon. NCBI's taxonomy places the organism in Eukaryota, Metazoa, Chordata, Aves, Passeriformes, Tyrannidae. Bases 7 to 951 code for a protein of 314 amino acids. Gene Ontology annotation, cellular component: membrane. The record is from RefSeq and is a predicted model, not a curated record.